GGUGGCUAGAGACGGGAACUUGAACCGGACGGAUGUUUUACUCCGUCCCUCUCUCCGUCGACGUAGCAACGAAUUCCAUCUCGAAGGCGGUGGUUCUCUUGGUUAAUGCAAUUUACGAGUCGAUAAUAAUUUUUAACUAAUUACCAAGUCCGCGAGGAAAGGCUGAUCGGCUCGGCUGACUAAUUUUUCACUGCUCCAUCAGCCGCGAUAACAUCGGCGGAUAAUGCGCUUACACGUCGACCCAAUGCACCAUACUUUUUCAAUUACUCGUUUAUACUUUAUCACCGGUUUUUCGAAAAUGCCGGGUAAUAAUCGCCGCUAUAUUGCACGCCAACGACGGUGCGACAGCGGUGUCGAUAAUUAGUAAACGAAUUACGUAGUUAACUUACAAUUUCGUUGUGCAUGCACGACACCCCGGCACUGCGAGCGCCGCGACGUGACGUGCAAGCAAAGUAGCUGUAAAUUACCGAAACACAACUUCGCGGUCUAUGGACACUGCCACGUUUAUUAAGCUAAUGCGAGUUUUCGGCCGAAAAAACUUAAUCCAACGCAGGCGUCGCGAUGGUCCUUCCGCUUAACGAAGUAACUGGCAUAAUUCGCGCGUUUCGCUUAAUUACGUACGCCCGUAGCUCUCUUCUCCGCAUUAGCGAUGCAAUUUCGCGCAGGUAACCGACAGCUCGCGGAUCACCGCGAGUCAGGAUAUUAUAAAUAGUGAUAAUGCGCGAAAGAGUGCGGAAGAUGAAGGUAUGGAUAAUUCACGGGCGUGAAUAUCGCAGGAGGACCGAAGAAAUUCGUUGAUGAAAUAAAAGCCGGGAAACGUAUAUUCCUUACACGUCAUCCCGUUGACCCUUUCCUCACGCAAUCUCUGCAUAAUGAACGUGAUAUUCCCGAUUCACAAAGAGUAACGCAAAUAAUCGGUCUUCCACACAUGAGAAUUGUAUCCCCGCAUGGCGCAGCAGGUGGAGGGGCAAUUCUAUCCGUGUGCGAGAGCGUGUUACACGAACGGGGUAGCGACGUUAGCGGUGCCGGCGGCGGCGAUAACCGGCAGUCGACGCCUGUGCACGCCGGAUGCCGGAAUGGCAAAGCUGUAACGCCUGCCCUUACCCGCGAUAUGUCAUUCGCGAUGAAAUAGCGGCGUAAUGACGUUCGCUCUCGCGUUACGUGCCGUCGCUACAGCGUGGCUUACAACGAAACGUAAUUCCGCGUGGCUGCGAGCGGGCGAUCGAUAUAGGCGGCGCAGGUAUCAUAAUAAGAUAUUAUCGAUUGCGAUCACACAAUAUGUCGCCUCUCGUUCUGUGUCAAAUUCCUACAAUAGCAAAGACGCUCUUCGUGAAAUUCGGGUCCAUCGAUUCCUUCGUCGAAUUCUCCUGGCUAACAAGGGAGAAAUUGUGAUGUCCACGACAAAGCGAAGGCAAGAUCGCCAGAAACGAAUUACCGAGUUGGCCGGAUUGAAUUCGCUCGAAGAAGCCGAAGCUUGAUCUCGGACUGGCACAGCACGAAUACAGAUCUCCCGGAUAUCUACUCCGCCACUCUCAAAGUUAGCCAUCGUGGAUAAGCCUUCGACGAAGAGAACGAGGAGUAAACAGGAAAAUCACGCCGGUGCGAAAAAUCAGUUCUUGGUGUUGGUUUCAAUGAAAUCAUCAAGACAUUUUGUCGAAAGCGAUACUUUCGGAAAAAGACCACGUUCGCCGACUUAAUCGUAAAUUAGGUCGAAAGGUUUCGGCCAAAUCCACCAGGUGUUAGCUUUGGUCAUAAAUCAAGAUUGUUCACGCCCGACCCGCGGGUGAGUAGAUCGUCAAUGUUCCUUUCUCGCUUUGACAUUUUUUUUGCAAUGAUCAUUUCAAUUUGAUUACUCGCAUUGAAGUAACAUUGCUAAGUGAUUGCAUGCUUCAAGCCAUUAUAUACGUUGAAGAAAAAGCAUUUUAUGAUCAAGUAUAUUCAU
Messenger RNA from Solenopsis invicta (red fire ant), 1942 nucleotides. RefSeq lists its product as uncharacterized. The transcript has 2 exons. The record is from RefSeq and is a predicted model, not a curated record. The coding region runs from base 1140 to 1478 and encodes 112 amino acids. Lineage: Eukaryota; Metazoa; Arthropoda; Insecta; Hymenoptera; Formicidae.